CUGCUAUCAAAAAGGCUUUGGUCUUUUCCUCCAUUCUUCGUGCUCAGCGAGGGAAUUUAUUCUUCUUCUACUGCUUCUUCCGAGCCAUACCUAAUACUCAUGCUUUAGGCAGAAGAUAUGUUAUUUUAGUACGGCCACAGGAGUGGCCUCGUGAUUCUUGGCCAGAUCAGAGAAAAUGGCACAACUUGCUUGACGCACUAACCAAUCUCACAUGUCACACAUACAAAUGCACUGUCUCUUCACACCCUUUUUUACUUUCAAGGACACUUCAUCUUCCUAGCACUUUCCGAUCUCCCUCCAAGAUGGAUUCUUCAACCAAUCACUCGAAAAUAUUGUCGGUUUUGCUCCUUUUCUCAGUACUGAUCAUUGUCGAAUCAUGUCACCCUGUGGACCGAGAAGCGCUGCUUCGCUUCAAGUCCGGGAUCACGUCGGACCCUUCCAACCUCCUCCAGUCGUGGGGCCCGUCGUCCGACUGCUGCGCCACCUGGGCCGGCGUCACGUGCGACCCUUCCACCGGCCGGGUCGUGAACGUCUCGCGCCCGGGCCUGUCCACGGGCGAUGACUUCCCGGUGGACACCUACAUGUCCGGCUCGCUGUCCCCGUACCUGGGGAACUUGACCUCCCUCCAGCUUCUCGACCUCAGCAGUGUCAAGGACUUGCGAGGCCCAAUCCCGCCCGAGCUCGGGAGGCUGUCGCGCCUCACCAUCCUGUUCCUCGACUCGAACAAGCUCACGGGGCCGAUCCCAGGGACUUUCCGGCACCUUUACAGGCUGAACAAGCUGUAUUUGAGCAAUAACCAUAUUUCAGGAUCCGUUCCUCCAUCUGUUUUUGGAUCAUUGAGGUCACUCGUCGAAUUAGGCCUAUCGGGAAACAGAUUGUCUGGGAAAAUCCCGUCUUCCAUCGGGAAAAUGGGAAUGCUGAUCAAGCUAGAUCUUCAUGAGAACAGAUUCUCUGGCGGUAUCCCUUCUGAGAUUGGCAACCUCAAGAAUCUCAAGUAUAUGGACUUGUCUGAAAACCGAUUAACUGGGCGUAUUCCUUAUUCUAUCGGCAAGCUUUCAUCGCUGGUAUUGUUUUACCUUAACCAGAACAAGAUUCGCGGAAGCAUCCCGUCUUCCAUUUCCGGACUCGGAUCUUUAGUGUUCUGCCAGUUUUCAGAAAACAAGUUGACAGGAAGAAUACCGGCUUCCAUUGGCAACCUUACCAACAUUCAACGGCUGAUCCUAGAGAACAACAUGCUCGGUGGCAACCUGCCUCACACGAUCGGCCAUCUCACAACCCUCACCGACAUUCUCUUCUCAAACAACCAUUUCGUGGGACGAAUACCAUCGAGCUUCGGGAACCUGCAGAGCCUCCAGAUCCUUGAUCUAUCAAGAAAUCAAAUCUCUGGUCCGAUCCCGACCGAGCUAUCGAAAUUGAAGAACCUGCAGAGCUUAGACCUUUCUUACAAUCCACUAAGAUUAGCGACCUUACCGAGAUGGCUUCAAGAAAUGAGGCUCUUCAUUCUGCGUCUGGCAAAGACUGGGAUCGAGGGGCCGCUUCCGAGGUGGUUAUCAUCCUCGUCUCUGUCCACGCUGGAUUUAUCAAGCAACGCAUUGACCGGGAAGCUGCCCCGAUGGGUCGGAAACAUGAGCAACCUUUCUUUUCUCAACUUAUCAAACAAUGGCUUCCAGUCACCGAUUCCAAGCGAGUUCAAGAAUCUCUCCCUCCUAAUGGACCUCGAUCUCCAUUCAAACAGGUUCACCGGCCGCCUUAACUCUGUGUUCUUGAAACGCAUCCAGGACCCUCUUGGGCGCUUCAACUCCAUCAAUCUCUCAAACAACAUGUUCCGAGGCCCCAUCGAUGAUAAUGUCGGAGAGAUGGAGGCGAUGACCUCCAUCACAUCGUUGAUUUUGUCCAACAACGUACUCGGAGGAUCUAUACCGAAGUCAAUGGGGAAAUUGAUCCAGAUACAGACACUGGAGCUUGUGAAUGACGGGAUAUCGGGCAAAAUACCAGAGGAACUUGGCAAUGCCACCGCACUGGGGACGGUUCGGCUUUCGCGGAAUAAGUUGAGGGGUGGGAUCCCGAAAGAGUUGCUGAACUUGAAGGGACUUCAGGAGUUCGACGUUUCGCACAAUUUGUUAAGUGGGAGAAUUCCUCCUCAUAAGGCCAACAUUCCCGCAUCCGCUUUUUCAGGAAAUCCAGGACUCUGCGGUGCCCCUCUUCCUCCUUGUAAGCAUCGAUAGUUCAUCUAUAGCAGCGGCUCUUUUCCUCGCUCUUUCAAUAACGACGGUCCAAGGGAAGCUCAUAGGAAAAGGUUCCACACCAACUGCAUUAGAAGAGCUUCAGUGAAAUACGCGAGUAUGUAAUAAUUGAUGAAAAGAGCCGUAGCUUUUCCUUUUUCCUUUGGUGUCCCAAGAUUGUAUCAGUUCAUUCUUUUGCAUAAUAAUACCAGAGCUUGCAGAUAAUGCUUUCACCGCG
This is a messenger RNA of Eucalyptus grandis, 2460 nucleotides long. RefSeq names its product probable leucine-rich repeat receptor-like protein kinase At1g35710. The record is from RefSeq and is a predicted model, not a curated record. Lineage: Eukaryota; Viridiplantae; Streptophyta; Magnoliopsida; Myrtales; Myrtaceae. The transcript has a single exon. Bases 303 to 2225 code for a protein of 640 amino acids. Gene Ontology annotation, molecular function: protein binding.